AUGACUCCUGCGGAGAAACUUGCCGAGAAGGUGAAGAAGUACUUCAGCGACAAGAUGAAGAAAGCGGGCCUCAUCAUCCGCGAGCAAAAGAAGCAGACGGAUCCCGCGAGCCAGCUUGGGGCUAAUGUCAGCAUUGUGGAUUCAGCCAACGGUGUGACGAUCACAGGUGUGUACUGGAAGGCACCGACCAACGACGACACGAUCCCCUCCACGCAAGCACAGAUCAACAAGUGCGUUCAGAAGCUCGUCGAAGCUAUCCGUAACAACCACGAAUGCAGGGAGAAGGACGACUCCAAGAUCUUCCAGAAUCGGUGGGCAGAUAGCGCGACGUACUAUACGGUCCCCGAGAUGAAAGCAGUCGCCCAAGAGGUCAUGACGACGAUGAUUGACGUCCACCGGAAUGGAUGGACGAAGUCUAUCUACGACAAAGAGCAGCGUGACCUGCUCCAGAAGACUAUGCUCUUCACGUUCAAGGAACGCUUCGAUUGCCUCGUCGAACUUCUCAUGUGUUCCAAGACAACAUGCCAAGAUCUGAUGAAAGGCGAGCGCCACUAUUCGAUCAUCGGUAACCCUUACGCACUCACAAACCGCACUAAGAGCAACAAGGCGUCAAAUGAGACGAAGGAGGUGCGCAUUGCAGACGGUGCUGAGGUGGAAUCUUUGAGGAGGGCCGCGAAUGGAGAGGAGAGCCUACCCAAGGCAAAGGGCAAGAAGCGCGCCCGUGAGGAGGACGAGAACGAUGUCCAGGCCCGUCUCGUCGUGGCAGCGAAGCCCCCGAACAAACGUGCGCGAAAGAACGUCCAGUAA
Molecule: messenger RNA, 807 nt
Organism: Cucurbitaria berberidis CBS 394.84
Lineage: Eukaryota; Fungi; Ascomycota; Dothideomycetes; Pleosporales; Cucurbitariaceae
Exons: 3
Coding region: 1-807 (268 amino acids)
Source: RefSeq, a predicted model, not a curated record